This is a messenger RNA of Diaporthe amygdali, 885 nucleotides long. RefSeq names its product mip family channel protein. Gene Ontology annotation, cellular component: plasma membrane. NCBI's taxonomy places the organism in Eukaryota, Fungi, Ascomycota, Sordariomycetes, Diaporthales, Diaporthaceae. The record is from RefSeq and is a predicted model, not a curated record. Gene Ontology annotation, biological process: transmembrane transport. Gene Ontology annotation, molecular function: water channel activity. The coding region runs from base 1 to 885 and encodes 294 amino acids. The transcript has 4 exons.
AUGCCUCCUCGUCCUUGGCAGAGGGGAUCCGGGAAUGGUCCCGACUCUAAUGGAGAGGCUCUGAUCUCGCAACCUCUGGGUCAGCGCUUCCCAGCCCCAGUCAAAGCUCACAUUGCCGCCGCCACCAGCGAGUUCGUCGGAACCUUUCUCUUCCUCCUGUUCGCCCUUGGUGCCACCCACGCCGUCAACUCGUCUCCAGCCGCCGCGGAUGAGUCAGAGGAUAUCUCCAGACUGCUCUAUAUCUCCUUGGCUUUCGCAAUGUCCCUGGCUGUCAACGUUUGGGCGUUUUUUCGCAUCGAGGGCGGCAUGUUCAAUCCUGCCGUUGCCCUUGCCAUGUUCGUCACGGGUGGUAUCAGCCUGCUACGUCUGGGCUUGGUCAUUGUCGCUCAGCUCCUUGGUAGCAUUGCUGCCUCCGCUCUCAUCGUCGGCCUCCUCCCCGGUGACGGCAUUGCUGCUACAACUGGACUCGCAGAAGACACCUCUGUUGUUCGUGGUCUGUUUCUCGAGGCAUUCCUGACUGCGGAACUGGUCUUUAUCAUCUUCAUGCUUGCAGCUGAGAAGCAUCGGGCCACCGCCGUAGCUCCUGUCGGCAUUGGACUGUGUCUCUUCAUCGCCGAAUUGAUGGGCGUCCGGUACACUGGUGGCAGCCUGAAUCCUGCACGGUCUUUCGGCCCCGCAGUUGUAUCAAAAAACGGCUUUCCCAGCUACCACUGGAUCUACUGGCUCGGCCCGUUCCUUGGCGCCUUGCUCGCUGCCGGAUUCUACAAGUUCGUCAAGGCUAUGGAGUUCGAUCAGAUAUCUCCCAACAUCGAUGAACCAGCUCCGAAGAAACCAGGCACACCGGCGGAGAAUAAUGGAGUCAACCACGAGCAGGGUGAGGCUUGA